AUGGGCAUAGCCCAAAAAUAUUUUGAGAUGGACGAAGGUCGUAGGGUCAUUCGUGGGAAAGAGGCAAAGGGGAAAGAGUUAAACAAAAAACCCAAGGAAAAGUCGAAAUCAAACUCGGAAGAUAGGAGAGGAAGGCCUGAGGAGAGCAGACGAUUCGCCCCCCAAGAAAGGUACGAACCGAGAUAUGACCCCCGAGAUGAUGAACAAAACUUUACACCGCUUAACACCAGCAGGACCAACGUCCUCAUGUGGAUUAAAGAAAACGUCAAGAAUGUGGUAUGGUCACCUAAGAUGAAAGCUGAAAUCAGAGAUACAAGGAAAUACUGCAAGUUUCACGAGGAUUGCGGGCAUGAGAUAGAUGGGUGCCGAGACCUAAAAUUCGAAAUCGAAAGAAUGAUAGAUGCAGGCGAGCUAAGGAAGUUUGUAGCUCAGAAAAUGAAAAGCAGUGAUAAAAGAGAGAAAAGGAGCAGAGACGACAAAGGAAAAGAAAAAGAAAAGGAGAGGCCGUCAAAGAUUUUGGGAACCAUACAUAUGAUCAACGGAGGAGGGUACAAUAGUUCAACAAUCAGGAGAAAACAAAGAAGAGAAGUAAUGACCAUAAGAGAAACCCACAUGCUACUAGUGAUCUCCGACGUUGAGGAUUACGAGCAUGGGAAAGUGCCCCAUAAUGAUGCCUUGGUGGUGACAACCAUCAUUGAAAACUGGAACAUGGAGCGAAUUCUUAUUGAUGAAGGAAGUGCGGUAAAUCUGAUGACAAAUGUAGCAUAUAAGAUGCUAGGAGGAACCGCAUCAAGGUUGCGUCGAGUACCGAUCCCGCUAUCCGGACUCGGUGGCCCCUCUAUCAACCCACUAGGUGCAGUCUCACUAGAAGUCAUUAUCGGCCCGGAGAGGGGAAUUAACAAGAAGUUCAUGUCACUAUUCAACAUAGUGGACAUGGAACUAACAUACAAUGCCAUCCUAGGAAGACCCUUCCUCCAUGAUUAUGCUGCAGUAACCAGCAUAAGAGCACUAGCAAUGAAAGUACCAACGCGAAGGGAGUUGUAA
Molecule: messenger RNA, 1044 nt
Organism: Mercurialis annua (annual mercury)
Lineage: Eukaryota; Viridiplantae; Streptophyta; Magnoliopsida; Malpighiales; Euphorbiaceae
Exons: 1
Coding region: 1-1044 (347 amino acids)
Source: RefSeq, a predicted model, not a curated record